Messenger RNA from Cinclus cinclus, 876 nucleotides. RefSeq names its product sepiapterin reductase (gene SPR). NCBI's taxonomy places the organism in Eukaryota, Metazoa, Chordata, Aves, Passeriformes, Cinclidae. The transcript has 3 exons. The annotation marks the transcript as partial. Gene Ontology annotation, molecular function: sepiapterin reductase (NADP+) activity. Gene Ontology annotation, biological process: tetrahydrobiopterin biosynthetic process. The record is from RefSeq and is a predicted model, not a curated record.
GGACCGGGCCGCUGGGCCGCCACCGCCUGCGUGGUGACCGGCGCUUCCCGCGGCUUCGGCCGCAGCCUGGCGAGGCUCCUGGCCCCGCAGCUCGGGCCCGGCUCGGCGCUGCUGCUGCUGGCGCGCUCCGCGGAAGCGCUGGCCGAGCUGGCGACCGAGCUGCGAGCCGGGGCCCCCGGCGGUGACAGCGGCGGUGACAGCGGGCUGCGGGUGCAGUGCGUGGCCGCUGACCUGGGCUGCGAGGAAGGGAUGCGCAGGGCGAGCGCUGCCGUGCGGGAGAUGCUGCGGGACGAGUCCUUGGGCCGCCUGCUCCUGGUCAACAACGCCGGUUCCUUGGGAGACAUCUCCAAAUCCUUCCUGGACCUCAGCGACCUACAGGAGAUCAACACCUACUUCUCCUUCAACAUCAGCUCUGCUCUGUGCCUCACCUCCACGGCCCUGAGGGCCUUUGGGGCACGGCCUGGCUGCAGCAGGACCGUGGUGAACAUCUCAUCCCUGUGUGCCCAGGAGCCCUUUCCCAGCUGGGCUCUGUACUGUGCUGGGAAGGCUGCUCGGGAUAUGAUGUUCCGGGUGCUGGCGCUGGAGGAGCCCGGGCUCCGUGUGCUCAGCUAUGCCCCAGGUCCUCUGGACACGGACAUGCAGCUCCUGGCCCGGACCAGGACUGGAGACCUUGGGCUGCGCCAGCACUUCCAGAGGCUGCAGGAGAAGGGGCAGCUCAUCGACAGCUCUGUGUCAGCCCAGAAGCUGCUCCAGCUCCUGCAGGAGGAUUCCUUUCCCUCCGGAGCACACGUGGAUUUCUACGACAUCUGAGCUCCUCCACCUUGGCUUCCUGCUUUGCCCCGGUGCCUCCAGCAGGACUUUGUUCAAAUCAUGGGA